AUGCUAGACAUUGCAACAAUUCUUGGAAAAUCAACAGGUUUAGCCCUUGUAGAUUGCACAGCCAGUUCCGAGACUAUUGGAGUGCUAAAAGGAGUAGACCUGGGGAGGAUUAUGACAAAUUGGUUUCACAUCCUCGACACACACAGAAUGAGUAACUGUACAUUGGGUUAUUUAAUGAACGAGGUUGAAGACUGCAAGCCAUUGAGCCAAGUCGUUAGAUCUGCUAAAAGCUUGGGAUACACCGAACCAGAUCCACGAGAUGACCUUAGUGGAAUGGAUGUUGCAAGGAAGUUUCAAAUGAAUAUGUUUUCCAUGUUCUUGAUUAGUACUCUGUUUUUCUCAGAUAUGAAUAGGUUUAAUUUCAAGUUGGCGCUUCAACAUUUGCCAGUUGGUUUUAAGUUGGAUGCUAAACACGAUAUUGCAAUUGUAACUGAACCUUGCUCUUUGCUCAGUGCAUUGAGCUCAGUCAGGAUAAAGGGGUAUACUUUGGGAGGGAGGAGUUUAAAAAUGAACUGGUGUGACGUUGGAAUUCAAGAACUUCCUAAAAAUUCUGCUUUGGGAAGAUUGAGAGGAAGUGACAAUAUGCUAGAAAUAUAUAGUCAAUGUUAUAGCGAACAGCCCUUAGUUAUUCAAGGCGCGGGAGCCGGGAAUGAUACUACUGCUGCCGGUGUGCUUGCGGACAUCCUUGACAUUCAGAAUCUAUUUCCCUUAAAGGAAUCAGGUUCAUCAACUUGA
Molecule: messenger RNA, 735 nt
Organism: Hibiscus syriacus
Lineage: Eukaryota; Viridiplantae; Streptophyta; Magnoliopsida; Malvales; Malvaceae
Product: homoserine dehydrogenase-like
Exons: 9
Coding region: 1-735 (244 amino acids)
Biological process (GO): aspartate family amino acid biosynthetic process
Molecular function (GO): aspartate kinase activity; homoserine dehydrogenase activity
Source: RefSeq, a predicted model, not a curated record